UAGCUUAUCUAUUGACACAGUUUCAAGUAACCUCCUCAUAAGACUACAGACUAUAAACAGUGAGGGACGUACCGUUAGUUGGCUGCAAGUUGCUUCCCAUCAUGCUUUGUACUUUUAUCGCCAUUGUUCUCUGUGGGCUAGUGCCCGUCAGGACACAGGUUACACAUGGUCACAUAUGGGAAACUCUCUUCACUUAUCUGGACCCAAAUGGCGAUGGUCAAAUUACCUUGAACGAACUUACAACAGCAAGUGAAGGAGUCGACACUGAUGGUGACCGGGUUGUGACCAAGUCAGACUUCAGGAGCAUCUGGGAUGCCUUAACUGCUGGCGCCCAUGAUGCGUCUGCCACUCGCCAGGCGGGAGAACUCUUGUUUUCUUACAUCACCCAUGGCGCGGACACAGUUUCUCCAUCAGCCUUUUCACAGAAGUUGUUUUCUUUCCUUGAUUCUAAUGGUGACGGCCUCGUUUCUAAGCAAGAGUUUCUGCAAGCCUGGGUUAAAAUACAUCCACAAAGUGGAUCUCGAACUUCCCCAGCACCAUGAGCAUGUUCCUCGUCCAUCAGCUCUGUAAAGGCAAACCGUCUAGUUUGAAUGUACCUCUUUUCCAAACAAUAAACUGACUGAACACUUGUAAA
Molecule: messenger RNA, 634 nt
Organism: Pomacea canaliculata
Lineage: Eukaryota; Metazoa; Mollusca; Gastropoda; Architaenioglossa; Ampullariidae
Exons: 5
Coding region: 102-542 (146 amino acids)
Molecular function (GO): calcium ion binding
Source: RefSeq, a predicted model, not a curated record